This is a messenger RNA of Candoia aspera, 3362 nucleotides long. It is a transcript of the gene PPP5C, whose product is annotated as protein phosphatase 5 catalytic subunit. The transcript is spliced from 13 exons. NCBI's taxonomy places the organism in Eukaryota, Metazoa, Chordata, Lepidosauria, Squamata, Candoiidae. Bases 16 to 1533 code for a protein of 505 amino acids. The record is from RefSeq and is a predicted model, not a curated record. Gene Ontology annotation, molecular function: hydrolase activity; protein binding.
UACGGCCCGGCGGCGAUGGCGGAGGGAGAGCGGGCGGAGAACGGCGGCGGCGGCGGGGGCGGAGGGGGCGCCGGGCGGCCGCCGCAGGAAGGGGAGCCGGGGGCGCUGGAGCGAGCCGAAGUCCUCAAGACGCAGGCGAACGAUUACUUCAAAGUGAAGGACUAUGAGAAUGCAGUCAAGUAUUACACCCAGGCCAUUGAACUGAACCCCACCAAUGCCAUCUACUAUGCCAACCGCAGCCUGGCCUACCUGCGGACGGAAUGCUAUGGCUACGCCCUGGCAGAUGCCACCAGGUCCAUCGACUUGGACAAAAAGUACAUCAAAGGCUAUUACCGCCGGGCGACCAGCAACAUGGCCUUGGGGAAGUUCAAGGCGGCCUUGCGGGACUACGAGACGGUCGUAAAGGUGAAGCCAAACGAUAAGGAUGCCAAGAUGAAGUACCAGGAGUGCAACAAGAUUGUGAAGCAGAAAGCAUUCGAGCGGGCCAUUGCCAGUGACGAGCACAAGCGGUCUGUGGUCGACUCCCUGGACAUAGAGAAUAUGACUAUCGAGGAUGAGUACAGUGGCCCCAAACUGGAGAAUGGGAAAGUGACCCUGGAGUUCAUGAAGGACCUGAUGCAGUGGUACAAGGAGCAGAAGAAGCUCCACAGGAAAUGUGCAUAUCAGAUCUUGGUGCAAGUGAAGGAGGUGCUGUCGAAACUGCCCACCCUCGUAGAAACCACGUUAAAAGAGACAGAGAAAAUUACUGUCUGUGGAGACACCCACGGGCAGUACUAUGACCUUCUGAAUAUAUUUGAGUUGAACGGGCUGCCCUCGGAAAAUAAUCCAUACCUAUUCAAUGGGGAUUUUGUUGACCGUGGUUCCUUCUCCGUGGAGGUGAUACUAACACUCUUUGGUUUCAAGCUGCUAUAUCCCGAUCAUUUCCACUUACUCCGAGGGAACCACGAAACGGACAACAUGAAUCAGAUCUACGGCUUCGAAGGCGAGGUCAAAGCCAAGUACACAGCUCAGAUGUUUGAGCUCUUCAGCGAAGUCUUUGAAUGGCUGCCCUUGGUGCAGUGCAUCAACGGCAAAGUUCUGAUAAUGCACGGUGGACUUUUCAGUGAAGACGGCGUCACGUUAGACGAUAUCAGGAAGAUUGAGAGGAAUCGCCAGCCUCCAGACUCAGGUCCCAUGUGUGACUUGCUCUGGUCGGACCCCCAACCCCAGAAUGGCCGGUCAGUCAGCAAGCGGGGCGUGAGCUGCCAGUUUGGGCCCGACGUCACCAAGAGUUUCCUGGAGCGCAACCAUUUAGACUACAUCAUCCGCAGCCACGAGGUGAAGCCCGAGGGCUACGAGGUGGCUCACGAUGGGAAGUGCGUCACGGUCUUCUCGGCCCCCAACUACUGUGACCAAAUGGGUAAUAAGGGGGCCUACAUCCAUUUGCAAGGCUUGGACCUGCGGCCAGAGUUCCACCAGUUCACAGCAGUGCCUCAUCCGAACAUUAAGCCAAUGGUUUAUGCCAAUUCGCUGCUGCAGCUGGGGAUGAUGUAAGCUGCCUUCCACCUCUGCUGACCGGCCCCCUCCCAGCCCGCCUGGAGGUCCACACGCUGGGCAGUGACCGUGAUUUCAUUUUCUUCAUUUUCUUUUCUCUCUUUUUUUUUUUACUAUUUCCCCCAACGUCAGCCUUCACUACGAAGCAGGAUUGUGUUGCGGGCAGGGGGAUGGGGCGAGGCAGCCGAAUCUGUGGCAGGGGUGGGGUUGCGGGGGGGGAGAGUCCCUUUCCUCAAAAGGCAGGUUCGGACCAGAGGUGGCUCUUUUCCCACACUCGCUAACGUUGCGUGCUCACCCCCGGGAGAAACGGCAGCCAGAGCGUUAGAAACAAAAUGAUUUUUAGAAAUAUAUAUUUUGGAAGACUGUAUUUAUUCCCUAAGCCCUCAUUUUUUUUUUGUACUCUUCACCCCCUUCCAUUCCCUGCCACUGGGCAUUCCAGAGGGAGAGCCGGUGGGGAAAGUGGGGGCUUGCUUGUUGGCCAGCACGGUGUCUCUCUGUCACCAAAAGUCUUCAAGGGGGCAGCUUUCCUCUGCCCUCUCCCCCUCCUUCCUCCGCUGAGCUGCGCUCGUGUCUGUUGGAGCCAAAGUUCAGCUAAUAUGUUCUGAGCCGCAGCGGCCAAAGGUCAGGGGCCACUCGGAAGAGGGACAUGUGGGUGAAAGGGCCAUCUCCCCCCCCCAACCACCAUUAAGCUUUUUUCAUCCAUGUCUGCCCUCCCUUGGCAGAGAGGAAGGAAGAACCCAACCCAGCCCUUGAUCAGCACUGACCAGCGGCUUUCCCUGCAUCCGCGGUGGUGAUGCGCACUUGGCCUUGCCUGAACCCCGAGUGUGUGUGCAGAUUGGUCCUGGGGUGGGUGGAGGAAACUAGGCAGCAGGUCAGAAGCCAAGGCAGGGGGUGUGUGGCCUGCCUCGGCUUCUGUCUCAGACCCAGCUUUGGAAAGUAAGUAGAUGAACAACGCUGAAUUCUUCCCCAAAUCUUCAGCUUACUUGCCAGAGGCCGGCUUCACGGCACCACAUGGUGAGGCUGUGAGCAAAGGCAGGGAUGCAGGAAGGGGGGCAGUGGAGGCUGGCCCUGGGGCUUCCUGCAGCCUGUCCUUCCAUCUCUGUAGCUGUCCUUUUGCUCUCCGGAGAGAUGCAGGUCAGGGGAACCCCACGUCGGCUCGCCAUGCUUCCCAAGUCCUGGUGGACUGUCCUGCAUCACUUCUUGGUGACGGUUUUGGGUAGAAUUCUCCCAGUCCAAGGUGUUUGGCAUCUUGAGGGUGGGGGGCCGGGCUUCUGCAGUUCCAGUUGUUUUCAGCUUUGAAAUCUCAUGGACCUUUGUUGCUUUAGAGAGAGAAACAGCCCCCCUUUAUCUCCCCCCCCGCCAGCCGCAGAGGCAAAGUCAUCUGCCUGCUGGGUGGACGAUGGUCCUCCUCCCUUCCUCUCUCUGAGUCCUCUUCCUCAGAAACCUGUGACGACAAAAAGGGGCUGUGGAGGGAGCACAGAACUGGGGAGGGGGACAGGUCGGUGGUGGUGUGCAUUGCACUCACGUUCCUUCUCCCUCCACGCGCCCAGGGACCUCCCGUGUCCACUCUUGCCCUGUGGAAGGGGCCUCCUUUUGGCUUUCCCAAACCGAAGCCAGGCUGCCUGUUUUAUUUUUUUACUUUUGUGGCUGAGAAGAAGAGAAGCAAGCAAAUGUACUACAAGCACUUUGGGUGUUCUUUUCCCCAUGCUGACUAUGGAGGGUUUUUAUAUACAUCCAGGAUUCCUUUGCCACUCGCCCUCCUACCUACUGAGCUAUUUUACUGUCUGUAAUUAAACAAAAGAUGUUAAAAUAAAAUAACUAUUGAAAGA